UAGUCGUAUAUAGGCUACGUGUGAUGAAUUUCUGUUCAAAAGGACAGCAUUUUAUGCGUUUGCAGGCGUCCUAUGGCGUCCAAGUCCUAUAGUGUGGAUAAAAUGAACAUCACAGUGCUCUAGACGAGGAAGAUGAUGGAAGCAGAUCCAUCAGAUAUUUGCCGGGUGUGCAGAUCGGAGGGUACAUCUGAUCGGCCCCUAUUCCAUCCAUGUGUUUGCACUGGCAGUAUCAAAUUCAUACACCAGGAAUGUCUUGUCCAAUGGCUGAAGUACAGUCGGAAAGAAUACUGUGAAUUAUGCAAACACAGGUUUGCAUUUACGCCUAUUUAUUCGCCUGAUAUGCCCAAACGUCUGCCCAUCAAGGAUAUUGUCAGUGGGUUAUUGGCAAGCGUUGGCAAAGCAGUUCGCUACUGGUUCCAUUAUACUUUGGUAGCCAUUGCUUGGUUGGGCAUUGUACCGCUGACGGCAUGUCGGAUUUAUCGCAGUUUGUUCACCGGUUCUGUGAGUUCUCUGCUCACCCUCCCACUGGAUAUGCUCUCAACAGACAACUUGCUGUCAGAUUGUUUCCAAGGGUGUUUUGUGGUGACGUGCACACUCUGUGCUUUCAUCAGCCUCGUGUGGUUACGGGAACAGAUCCUGCAUGGUGGGGGACCAGAUUGGCUGGAAGAUGAUAUCCAGCCAGUGGUUGUAAACCAACAGCCUAAUGUUGCUGGUGGCGACAAUGGUGGAGUUGCUGAUAACAACGGCGGUGUUGCAGCACAAAAUGGCGCAGUUGACGGACCACCAGGGCAACAGGAAGACGCCGGAGACGCAGCCGGAGCUGAAGAGAAUCCUGCCGGUGGUGCGGCCGACGAAGAGGCUGGUGAAAAUAACGCUGAUGCAGCAAAUAAUGGGAACAACGCCGCUCAGGAUGAUAACAAUUGGAAUCCUAUUGAAUGGGAUCGAGCAGCGGAGGAGCUGACAUGGGAACGGCUCCUUGGUCUAGAUGGUUCUCUUGUGUUCCUGGAACAUGUGUUUUGGGUUGUGUCAUUGAAUACACUCUUCAUCCUAGUAUUUGCAUUUUGUCCGUAUCACAUCGGUCAUUUCCUGAUUGCCGGUUUAAAGUUGGAUGAACUGAUUUCUGCGAGCCAGUUUGAAGGUGCUGUGACAACUCUGAUUGGCUACGGGGUAUUUGCAGUGUCAUUGAUAGUGCUACACGGUCUCGCACGCCUGGCGAGGUUCCCCAAGUCGCGGCGGAUCCUUGGACUUUGUUACGUUGUUGUGAAAGUCUCACUCCUGGUCGUUGUCGAGAUAGGCAUCUUUCCUCUCAUCUGUGGUUGGUGGCUUGAUAUAUGCUCACUGACAAUGUUUGAUGCAAGUUUGAAAGACCGAGAAACAAGUUUCAAAUCAGCGCCGGGAACGUCCAUGUUCAUCCAUUGGCUGGUCGGGAUGAUCUAUGUGUUCUACUUUGCGUCAUUCAUCCUUCUACUUCGUGAGGUGCUGCGUCCAGGUGUGCUCUGGUUCCUGAGAAAUCUGAAUGAUCCAGAGUUCCAUCCAAUACAGGAGAUGAUCCAUCAGCCGGUUGUGAGGCAUGUAAGACGAUUCCUCGCAUCUAUAGUCAUAUUUGGUAGCACUGUCUUGGUGAUGCUCUGGUUGCCAAUUCGCAUCAUCAAGAAGGUUAUACCGGGAUUCCUGCCAUAUAAUGUGGUUUUAUCCAGCGAUGCCCCUGUGAGUGAACUCUCGUUGGAGUUACUGUUACUUCAGGUUGUUCUCCCAGCAUUACUAGAGCAGGGCCACACACGGUUAUGGUUGAAGGGCCUCGUCAGGGGAUGGGUUGUUGUGAUGGCGUUUGUUUUGCAUAUGCGGUCAUACUUGUUGGGGGAUGUAGAUAUAAAUGAAGAGGAUAACAUUAUUCGUUAUGGCAAUGCACCUGAAGUGGCAGCACCAGCAGCAGCUGCUGCCCAACCUGCCCAGCAAGCUGCAGGGUUAGGAGCUGCCCAUCAGGCUAUGCUUCAGGGAGGAGGACCCACCGGAUUCCAACCAUAUAAGAGACCUAGAGGUUUCUACUUUAGGCUAUUGGUGCUGUUUGCUGUGAUGUGUUUCACUUUAUUCCUGUUUAGUUUAGUGCUCCUUAUUUCACCUGUAUUUAUUGGCAGAAAAUUGAUGUCGUUGCGCAUGGGUGAUGCUAAAAUCCAUGAACUGUACACGUCUGCGUGUGGUCUGUAUGUGUGUUGGUUGGGGAUGAGGGUAUGUAAUGUCAUGACUCACUGGAUACCCCAGGGCUGGGGUGCAAUACUACACAAGCUACAAGAGUGGGUCGUCAUGGUGAUAAAAGCUGUAUUGAUAGGGAGUAUCCUGAUUGGUUUGGUUCCGUUGUUACUGGGCCUGUUGUUUGAACUCGUGAUUGUUGUGCCGCUGAGAGUACCGCUCGAUCAGUCGCCCGUCUUCUUCCCUUGGCAGAACUGGGCUCUCGGUGUACUCCACGCAAAAAUAAUCUGUGCCGUGACCAUGAUGGGCCCACAAUGGUGGCUGAAGAGAGCAACAGAAGAGGUUUACAAUAACGGUCUCCGUAACCUGAAUCUAACGUUCAUCAUGACCCAUCUCUGUUUGCCGAUUGUGGGAGCUCUCGGAAUGGCUUUAGCUGUGCCAUACGUCAUUGGAAAAACUAUCAUCCCCGCUUUUGGUGUGGAUGAAGAACUGCAAAUGAUGGUGCUGCGUCGUAUAUAUCCUUUCCUGUUAACGGUCCUGGUGCUCGUGGGCAUUUGUGUAUUUCAGGCGCGGCAAUUCAAACGCUUGUAUGAGCAUAUCAAGAAUGACAAGUAUCUGGUCGGCCAGCGUUUAGUCAACUACCAAAGGAACCGACAGCAACAGCAAGCGUCUGCUAGAAGUCAGACCUCUGACACUCAAUGAAUGUUUGAUUUUUGAACAUGUGACAUCAGCAGGCCAUGUGAAAUCGCAUGUGUCGCAUUUCACCAUUGAAACUCCAUACAUUAAACUACUUUUCUCGUGCACAGCAUGGAAACGAUAUAAAGUUGUAGUGGGGCACAUUACAUGUAUUGUUGGUCACACGGGGAAGUGGGACUCUGCAUCUUUUAGAUUUUGAGCUGAGCCUUGCCAUUAUUUGGUGGAAGGUGCGAAAGUAUUAACACACUGCACUGUAACUUUGUGUAUUUAGUAGAAAGGGCUACAUGGCCCCCCUUAUUUUAGGGGCUGGUGAAUUUAGUAUUUCAUUGUUUAUGUCAUCUAUAGCACGUGGCUUGUAGUCAGUGUUCUGGUCUAAUCAGUAGACCUUCUGUCUCAGACGCUGAUUGUGGAGUAUGCCUCCUACUCCACUCUGAGCGAUAUGACAGAUCGUUUCUCGAUGUUUGGUUCGAUGGAGAAGUUCAGGUUGUGAAUCCUGCAGAGAUCAUGAAUGUUGAUGGAGUAAGUCUGUCGUGAUUGAAAUGUGUCUAGUAAACGGCGAGGUAUUUGGGGAAUAUAUAUGUUUUAAGUGGAUACCACUGUUCCUCCCAAGUACAGAUACUCGGUAACAACAGGUACACCUAGUCAUGUUUGCGUUGGCUGUCAAUAAUUCCCGGACUUCUCCUUUGUGAAAUUUUGUAAAUACAUCGACUAGACUAUUCAGCAAAUGCCUCCCCUAGGCCCUCCCCAAGACAAUGCUGAAAUGUUGUAAAAGACAGGAGACCUAAUUCUUCAAAUGUUGAUCUGUCUGCUCUGAAUAGUCUGGUAUGUCCACUGUAUGACGUACAUGUACACGAUGGAUGGUGUAAUUAUUUCAAUUAUGUAAAUAUGGUGUGACCCGCCUGCCUGGCAGUAUAUGUUGUAUUUGUGAUCUUUAAAUAAAAUUCACUUGUUGCAAGCGGAAUAUGCUGUC
This is a messenger RNA of Lineus longissimus, 3853 nucleotides long. RefSeq names its product E3 ubiquitin-protein ligase MARCHF6-like. Gene Ontology annotation, cellular component: endoplasmic reticulum membrane. The record is from RefSeq and is a predicted model, not a curated record. NCBI's taxonomy places the organism in Eukaryota, Metazoa, Nemertea, Pilidiophora, Heteronemertea, Lineidae. The transcript is spliced from 20 exons. Gene Ontology annotation, molecular function: zinc ion binding. Bases 133 to 2889 code for a protein of 918 amino acids.